CCUCUGCCCGGCCCCCCCAUCAGAGCCCCCUUGCUCCUGCCAGAGACUGGAAAUGGAGGGAGCGCAGCGCUGGUAACGGUUCGCCGGCACUGCUCCAGGUGCCGCUGAAGAAGUCACCAUGGAAACGCACAAGGAGGAGAUGGAGCUCUUGAGCAACAGCAUGGCGGCGUACGCACACAUCCGAGAUCACCCUGAAAGCUUCGGUCUGUACUUUGUACUGGGUGUUUGCUUUGGGCUCGUGUUAACCCUCUGCAUGCUGGUCAUCCACAUCUCCUGGCAGCCCCAGGCCAUCCCAGCCAGGUCCCGCAAAAGCCUGCGGGAAUUCACCGAGGGGGAUGAAGAAGACGACGAGGAAGAGGAGGAGGAAGACACUGUGGACCGUGCUGAUUCCGAACGCCCCUUGUCCAUGACGGAGCUACCCCUGGAGCCCCACGGCACGCCCGACAGCACCCUCGCAGUCAAUGUCUUUGCCUCGGCGGAAGAGCUGGAACGGGCCCAGCGGCUGGAGGAGCGUGAGCGGAUUCUCCGGGAGAUCUGGCGCAACGGGCAGCCCGACAUCCUGGGGACGGGGACUGGGACCAUUGGCAGAGUCCACUACUAUUGACCACACAAUCAACUGAUCUCCAAACUCAGGCAGAGCAG
Euleptes europaea (tarantolino) is the source of this 642-nucleotide messenger RNA. RefSeq names its product eva-1 homolog B (gene EVA1B). Bases 119 to 604 code for a protein of 161 amino acids. NCBI's taxonomy places the organism in Eukaryota, Metazoa, Chordata, Lepidosauria, Squamata, Sphaerodactylidae. The transcript is spliced from 3 exons. The record is from RefSeq and is a predicted model, not a curated record.